CCUUGGGCAAUUGCCUAUCUGUCAGCCUCUCUGUCUCUCUGUCUUCUUCCAUUUCUUUAUUUCCAUACCACUGUGUUUCUUCACAACACUUCCCCUUCUUCUUAUUUAGCCUUCUUCUUCUCUUCCUCUCCACCAUUUUUCUCCUUUACUCUACUUCUAAUUACUUCAAUUUCUUUCUCGAAUUUCAUUCAACUUGCUGUUUUGUUCGAUUCCGCUGCAAAUCGCACACUAUGACCAUGAUGAGCACCACCACCAACAGUAAUAAUAACAAUGCAGGUUUGUUCGGCGACACGACGUUGACGAAGGUGUUCGUCGGGGGAUUAGCUUGGGAAACUCCUAAGGAAGCCAUGAGAGAUCACUUCGAGAAGUUUGGAGAGAUUCUCGAAGCGGUUAUCAUCUCCGAUAAACUCACCGGCAGAUCCAAGGGCUAUGGAUUCGUUACAUUCAAAGACGCGGAAUCCGCGAAGAAAGCUUGUGAGGAUUCGGCUCCGAUCAUCAAUGGCCGUCGAGCUAACUGUAAUCUAGCUUCGCUUGGAGCUCGGCGCGGCGGCUCUAGGUCGGCUUCUGCUACUCCUCCGCAAGCUCCUCAACCAGGAUCCAACGGUGGAGGACCGAGGACGACGUCAGCAACGGCAACACCCGGAAAUCACGUGCAGUGGUAUUACCCGGCGGGGACUCAUCCGACGCCGUUUCAUCAUCAGCCUCAUCAGCCCGUCCCUUUCUAUGGAUAUUCCCCAAGCCCCACCUACAUUGCCACCGAUAUCAGUUACAACCACAAACUGGGGUAUAUGAACGGGCAUUACACACAGAUGUAUCCGGGGCAGGCUAUGGUUGGGGCGAACACAUUGAUGCCAAUGUACCCGCUGUAUCAUUACCAUCAAUCACACGCGAUGGGGAUGCCAGCCCACAUUUUCCCUCCUAGUCCCACGACAGCGGGCCCGUUCGCCGCGGUCCCACCCUCUUCCAUUAUGUCCAAACCGGCCUCCGUUGGUCCCAACCCAGUUUGCUUGGUUGUGGAAUAAUAGGUACAGUUGGAGGAGGAUGCAGGGGAUGAUGAUGAUAAUGAUGAUGGUAAAAGAUGAGCACAGAAGAAUUGAUAUAAAAAGAAGGGGCCAGGCAGGAUAAGAGGGACUCUAUUUUUUUUUUUUUUUUUUUUUUUUUUUUUUAAAAAAAAUUAAUCUGAACAUCUCAUUCUCUUAGUACAUGGCAGGCAAGGGGAAAAAAAGAAAAAAAGAAAAAAAGAAAAAAUAACAGAGACAAUGUGAAGCUGGUUGGGGGGCUGCUCAGAGCUACAUUAUUUUUAGGCUGAUCUGUUGUAGCUCUUUAUUUAUUUCUUUCUUCUUUUAAUUAUAAAACUAAUUUUAUUGUUUUUUUUUUUCA
Benincasa hispida (wax gourd) is the source of this 1380-nucleotide messenger RNA. RefSeq names its product putative RNA-binding protein ARP1. The record is from RefSeq and is a predicted model, not a curated record. Gene Ontology annotation, molecular function: RNA binding. NCBI's taxonomy places the organism in Eukaryota, Viridiplantae, Streptophyta, Magnoliopsida, Cucurbitales, Cucurbitaceae.